Messenger RNA from Mercenaria mercenaria, 1434 nucleotides. RefSeq lists its product as uncharacterized. The transcript has a single exon. NCBI's taxonomy places the organism in Eukaryota, Metazoa, Mollusca, Bivalvia, Venerida, Veneridae. Bases 223 to 1428 code for a protein of 401 amino acids. The record is from RefSeq and is a predicted model, not a curated record.
UUAUUCUGGUGUAAAUUUCUCGCUUAACUUGGGUUAGAUAUUUACCGGAAAUUAGCGUUGCAAGACGCCGCGUAGUGUAACCAUGGUAAUUCUCGCGAGAUCGUUCGUAACUUCGCCGAGUAUAAAAGUCACGUGACCGCCACGUUCUAUCUUUCAGUCCGCAAAUUCAGCGUCGCACAACAUUUAAAAAAUCUAGAGUAAAUUCAGUUAGCAGUUUUAAGCAUGCCAGGUCGUGGAAGGGGCGUGAAGAGAAGGGGCACGGAUAAACGUGGCCCGACAACAAGGGCAGCCGAGGCUAAACGAGCAAGGCCGGCAAUUGACGACGGCACAGGUCCGGACAGAGGUAGGCAAAAUACACCAAUUAUUGAUUUUGAACAGAUAAUUCGUGAUUCUGAGGUUGUACAUGGCAUUCAAAGUAGAGAAACUCAAACUUUCAAUAAUGAUUUUGAGUCAAAUAAUUUAUUUUCAAGUAGAAAUAAUCCCGACUCAGAACAAAACAACACUCAAGGUGAAUGUCCGGUAUUGACCGCGCAAAAUGCGGACGUUGUAAACCAAAAUGAUGGCUCAAAUUGUUAUGCUAACGCUACCGACAAUUAUACAAUGUUAGGUAAUAAUGAACCGUUAGUGAAUUUUAACAAUUCAUUGAACUAUGCAAAUUCGUUUCCUCAAAAUUAUGACAUGACACGCUUGGCGCAAGAUGAUAUCGCUAUUCAUGUUCCCUCAAGCAUAAAGCAGAAAAUAUGCGGGGGUGAAUAUAUCAACAUGGCAUUACUUCUUAAGGGUGCGGUGGAACUUUCAGAUUUUGCCUCGGGAAGUACUUUGCAGUUUUCUCAUGAUGGUACAAUUACUUGUCGGCCUAAAGAGUGUAAAGAUGACAUCGGAAAUAUCGAACGCUGGUCCGAUGCUUUUAUCAUUUUUAUGUCUGUCUAUUUAACGGCAUACCCAAACAAAGUUCACGAACUCCUUCAGUAUUUCUGUGUAAUACGGGAAUGCGCAUCUCGUCAUGGGGGAAAAUUUUGGAAAAUGUAUGACGAGCAAUUUCGUCUGCGUCAAGCUAGCAUGCCUUCGUCAUGGGCUAUCAUUAAUCAUGAAUUAUGGUCGCGGUUAAUGCCGUCCAUAUACGAGCCUACAAGGCAAAGCCAGAUAAAGCAAAAGCCAGCAGACAUAUGUAUUCCUUUUAAUAAAGGCACGUGUAACUGGUCAUACUGCAAGUUUCGGCACGCGUGUUACCAUUGUGGCCGUUCACAUAGCUUGAUGAAUUGUUUUACCGGUACAAAACAUAACAAUGGAGAGACGUUCUCAUUGCCAGAAAACACAGGGGGUAAUUUUCAACAAACUGGCCGAAAAAACCUUUUUCGAGGGCGUGGAUUCUGGCGUGGUCGUGGAUUCAACCAGUAUCGGGGCUCAAGGGGUUCAAACAGAAAGUAAUAACUU